This is a messenger RNA of Coccinella septempunctata (seven-spotted ladybird), 1205 nucleotides long. RefSeq lists its product as uncharacterized. The record is from RefSeq and is a predicted model, not a curated record. Gene Ontology annotation, molecular function: nucleic acid binding. Gene Ontology annotation, biological process: DNA integration. The transcript has a single exon. The coding region runs from base 1 to 1023 and encodes 340 amino acids. Lineage: Eukaryota; Metazoa; Arthropoda; Insecta; Coleoptera; Coccinellidae.
AUGAAAGCUAAAUGUUUAAAUCCACUAAUGGGCAACUUACCUGCUUCUAGAGUCAUCCCAAGUUCUCCAUUUCAGGUUAGCGGUGUCGAUUUUGGCGGUCCAUUUUACAUCACAGACCGAAAGGGUCGCGGUUGCAAAAUAACAAAAUGUUAUUUAUGUCUAUUUGUAUGUUUUGCCACUAAGGCUUUACAUUUAGAGGUAGCAAGCGACCUUACGUCUGAUGUUUUCAUUUUAUGCUUGCGACGGUUUAUAUCUCGAAGAGGAAAGCCUCUUCAAUUGUUAUGUGAUAAUGGCACAAAUUUUGUCGGCGCAGGCAACGAAAUCGCGAGAUUCUUAAAAACAAAUAACGAAGAAAUCUCAGGUUUUGCAGCAAAUGAGGGCAUUAAUUUCAAGUUUUCACCAGCAUACUCCCCUCACUUCGGUGGGCUUUGGGAAGCGGGCAUUAAAUCCGCCAAAUACCAUAUCACUAGAAUCUUAGGAGACAAACAUUUGACAUUUGAAGAACUAACAACAUUAUUUACGCAAAUUGAAGCAAUCCUUAAUUCCAGACCAUUGACCCCACUUUCUUCUGAUCCUACAGACCUUAAUCCUUUAACUCCAGCACAUUUCCUCAUAGGCAGGCCACUCACUUCAUUGCCAGUAGAAAAUCUCUUACAAGCAAAUCCUAACAGGCUCAGCAGAUUUCAGAACCUCGAGAGCAUGCGUCAACAUUUUUGGCAUCGUUGGAAGAAUGAAUAUCUCAGCGAAUUACAACAAAGGUCCAAAUGGCGCAUCAAGCAAGAAGGGCUAAAGGAAGGCGAUCUGGUUGUCAUCAAGGAAGCCAACGUUCCUCCUUUGAAAUGGCGUAUGGCCCGAGUUUCGAAGUUGUUUCCCGGAUCGGAUGGAGUUUCAAGAGUGGCUGAGCUUUACACAUCCAAGGGUAUCAUCCGAAGAGCUGUGCACAAUCUUUGCUCCCUGCCGGUACCACCAACAGCGGAAGUUCCUCGAAGUCCAAAGGGAUUCGAGGGGGGGGAAGAUGUUUAGUUUGUGACACCCUGUGCGCGGUUUGUACAUUGCAUGUGAACGCCUUUAUAUUAUAAACAUGUGUAAUAUGACUUCUGUGCGGAAGAUAACGCAUAUUGAAUUAAUUGCGCUGUACGACAUCGAAUGUAACACAUUAGAUUAAGCCAAGAGAUUGUAAUUACGAAUAUAUAUUUUAAAACCAA